This is a messenger RNA of Micromonas pusilla CCMP1545, 1995 nucleotides long. RefSeq lists its product as uncharacterized. Bases 1 to 1995 code for a protein of 664 amino acids. The transcript has 4 exons. Lineage: Eukaryota; Viridiplantae; Chlorophyta; Mamiellophyceae; Mamiellales; Mamiellaceae. The record is from RefSeq and is a predicted model, not a curated record.
AUGGACUCCAUCGCGCGACAGGGCGCGGGGGAGAGCGACGGCGUCACGCUGGACGAUCUCCUCGCGGUCAGCUCGGGCGGACCGCCGCGGUUCUUCUCGCCGAUCGUGCCGUCGUCGUCGUCGUCGUCGUCGUCGUCCUCCUCCUCCUCCUCCUCGCGACCGAUGAUGCUGUACGUCCCGGGGCUCGACGGCACCGGGUUCGCGGCGUCGUCGCAGUUCGAGUCUCUCUCGCGGCACUACGACCUCGUCGCGCUGAACGUGCCCGUGGGCGACCGCGCGACGUUCGACGAGCUCGAAUCCAAAUCCAAAUCCAAAUCCAAAGCCAAAGCCAAACGCACCGCCGCGACAAACGACCCGAAGGUGUUCCUCAUCGGCGAGAGCAUGGGGGGUCUGCUCUCGCUCGGCGUCGCGAGUCGACGGCCGGACCUCGUCGAUCGACUGGUCCUCGUCAACCCGGCGUCGUCGUUCGACAAGUCGCCGUGGCCCGCGGUCGGGCCGCUCCUCCCGAACCUCCCGGAGCAGCUCUACGCCGGGCUGCCGUACGCGCUCGCGCCGGUGCUGUUCGACCCACCGCGGUUGGUUCAGGGCGCGGUCGCCGCCGCGGUCGCCGCCGCGGAGGCGGGCGCGCCGGGCGCGCGCGGGGUCGCCGCGGCGACGGGCGACCCCGUCGUCGGGCUCGCCGCCGCCGCGGAGGAACUCGCGCGGCUGUUCCCCGCGCUCGGACAGCUGUCGAACAUCAUCCCGCGCGACACGCUCGCGCACAGACUCGCGGUCCUCGCGGACGGGUGCGCGGCGGUCAACGCGCCGGGGGUGCUCGAGAAGAUAAACGUCCCGACGCUGGCGAUCGUCUCGAGCGCGGACGCGUUGAUUCCCUCCGCCGAGGAGGGGCCGCGGUUGAGACGCGCCAUGCCCAAGUGCGCGAUCGAGGUGCUCGACGGCGCGUCGCACGCGGCGCUUCAAGAGCAAGGCGUCGACCUCGUCGGGCUACUGAAGAGGAACGCGUUCUUGCCGCGGACGGCGGACGAUCCCCCGGCGCUGAGCCGAGACGCGGCGUUCGCGCCGCCGUCGCCGGCGGAGCUCGAGCGCGCGUUCGAGUCGCUGUCGUUUCUUCGCAAAGUCGUCAGCCCGGUGUUCUUCAGCACGCGCGCGGACGGCGUCGUCGUCCCCGGGCUCGACGCGGUCCCGCUCGGGGACGCGCGGAGCGGCGAAGGGAGGCCGGUGCUGCUCGUCGGGAACCACCAGACGCUCGCGCCGGAUUUGGGAUUCCUCGUCCAGGAGUUCAUCACCGAGCGGAACGUGUUGAUUCGAGGGCUCGCGCACCCGGGCGGCGGCGGCGGCGGCCCCGGCGGCGGCCUCAGCGCGUUCACCACCUUCGGCGCGGUCCCCGUCAGCGGGAAGAACUUCUACAACCUCCUCGCCGCGGGCGAAGUCGUCCUCCUCUUCCCCGGCGGCGUGCGCGAGGCGUUUAAACGCAAGAACGAGGACUACAAGCUCUUCUGGCCGUCCAAGCCGGAGUUUAUUCGCAUGGCGGUGCGACACGGCGCGACGAUCGUGCCGUUCGCCGCCGUCGGCGCGGAGGACGGCAUCGACAUCGUCGCGGACUCGGACGACGUCGCGCGCCUGCCGUUCGGCCUCGGAGACGGCGCGAUUCGACGAUCCAAGGCGGUGCCCGCCGCUCGCGCGGUGGACACGCGCGUGACCGAGGACGGCGACGCGGAGGAGCUCUUCGUGCAGCCGAUAUGCGUCCCGAAGGCGCCGCAGCGUUAUUACUUCAAGUUCGGCAGGCCGAUCGAGACGGCCGGGCUGCACGCGGAAGGUUUCAGUAAGGACGAAGAGAAGGUGAGAGCGAUGUACGGAGACGUGAGAAGGGAGGUUGAGGACGGGAUCGACUGGCUGCUUCGAAAGCGGACGGAGGAUCCGUUCGGGGACACGCUCACGAGGGGGGUGUGGGAGGCCGCGAGCGGGGGGAAGCAGGCGCCGACGUUUAACCCUUGA